AUGCUGUCCUCUUCAUUUCCUUUGAACGAAUCCAAUGAAACAUCGCAACAUGUCGGAGCGGUAAGCAAGCCAAUGCCAUUGGAGAAAGAGAGAUCCUGGGGAAGGCUCAUUUGGGCGGUGGCAGCUGACUUGGCUCUUGACACGGUCACCGCAGCCAGCGGCUGCUUCUUCUUUCAGCGCUUCUGCCUGGCUGAGCGGACCGAAGGCGAUUUCGACCACCAUCGCCUGGCCAUGGCCAGUUUGUGGCUGGCGACCAAGGUGAGGGAAACUUCCUGCCGCCUAAGAGACAUUGUCAAUGGCUUCGAGGUCCUCCUCCAGCGAGCUGAGAGUUGCGGCAUGCCUAUGGAGGUCUACUGGGCCAUGCGAGACGAGAUCGUGGUACACGAACAGGUCUUGCUUCGGGGCUUGGGCUUUGAUGUGGAGCUCACCUCAGCUUACGCAUACCUGUGUGAGUUUUCUUGGAUGCUGGGAAGCAGUGAAAGCCAAGUUCUUCGGUUAGCAUGGACGCUUCUGAACGAUGCUUUCCGAUGCGAAAUCUGCGCCAUGGCUUCUUCGGAUCGGCUGGCGCUGGGCUGUUUGCUGCUGGCGCUGGAGCUGAGUCGACGUGUUCCUUCCCUGCAGCUGGAGGCCGCACAGUUGUCGUCGCGCCUGGAGCGACUGCUGCGAGAGCCGCAGCUGGAGGAGUUCCUGGGGCUUGGUGCGGGCGGCGAGGAGAUCGAGGACAUUUGCCGAGAUCUUUUGGCAAUGUACGAAGACGUGGCAGACAAAGAAGGACGAACGAAUUGUAGCGCAAGUGGUACGGAGCUGAUGCAGCGUUUGUUGUUUCACUGGAACCAUGACGUGGCCAACCAGGGCUGGAUGGGCUGCGUUGAUGCGCGACAAUUUGGACAACGUGAAGCUGGUCAUGCGCUCCAUGGAGCGACAUCUUGCCUGUUGGGAUACUUAGGUCCAGAAGUUUCGGAGGCCGGCUGCCUCCUGAUAGGACACCUUUGUUCCUGCACUGCCACCAAGACGGGCGAUCUGAUGCCGGUACGAGUGAAGGCUCAUCGAGAUAGUCAGAACAACCUUUGCAGGGAAGGAGCGGUGGAGAUCAUCGUGGAUGUCAUGACCCUGUAUAUGAAGGAGGUGAGGUCUAUGACAAACAAGGCCCACAUGCUGAUGCAGGAAAAGAUGAAGGAAGCAGAAGGGCAGCGCCAGAAACAAGAUGAAGUGGAGAUGGGCUUGGCGCGGCCAGACCGGGUCGCGGUCAAUGUCUUUGGAAAGAUCGGUGGUGGAUUGAAAGACCGCAUCCUGAAAGUGCAGGCGAACAUCGAACUUCGUCAGGCCUGGCAGAAGGUGUUGGAUCGCGAGGUCAGUGUUGGCCGCCUAUUGAAUGCUGCCUUGCAGGCGCUGCUUCUGCUGGUGGUCGGCAACCUGAAUGCAAUACGUCAGCUCUCUGGCAACUUCUACACCUACCACCUGAACAAACUACUGGACCUGCAGGAGGAGUUUAUUGAUGCAGCAGCAGAUGCUGUGAAAGAAACCAAAGACAGGAAGGAUGCUCGACGCGGUGUUCUACGGGAUGAGUCGGAUGGCGAGGAUGCUCCAGACAAGGGAUUGAGGAUUCGUGGCAAAGUUGGUCGUGUGGAAGUUCCUGAGGGUCAGGAGCGACGAUCCAUGUUGUCGGUCGAAUCCCUCUCCUUGAAGUGCCAGGUUCUUGUUGAUGCCCUGCGUGGGCACGCGGCCAAAGAUCGCCCGAAGAUUGUGUGCAAAGCCUGUCGCCUCUUUCUGUUGAUCCUGGAGCACCACAAGGGUCUAAUUUGCAAGGCAAAUGAUCAGGGGAAAAACCAAUGCCGACGGGUAGAGUUGCAGCUCCGGAAAGCCGUCCCGGACGACGAUUUGAAGUUCCGGGACGUCUUUCGACCGCUCGAAAGCAUUGUCGCCGCCUUCAUCGGGGUCUUGAAGACCCACAACGAGAACUCACCGGUGAUCAGCGUGGUCUUCUCGGUUCUGGCAAAGCUCCGAGAACUGGCCCUUCUUUCUGUGCCGGCUGGGAUGCAUCUGAAUGGCUCCAAUGCGCAGCAGCAAUGGCAGGCGCUGCUCUUUGAAGCUGGAGGUCCCGAAACGGAGCUGGUGAUUCGACAGGCUUCGAAGCGUCUCCAUCUUGCAUUGGAAGAGACCAAGAAGGGUGAUCAUCGAAUCGAGACCUUCAAGAUUGAUCCCAGCGAGAUCAAGGGGAAUGGCGAGUGGUUAACACCUCGCAUGCGUGAGGAGGUUCAGGAAAUGAUCCAAAUCGGCGAGGUGUUGGCUGCUGAUGCUUUCAAGGCCAACUGGGAGAAGAAGGAGGAGCCAGAACGCUGGGAGAGGAUCUAUCAGAAGCAACAGCAGCUGCUGGCCCAGGCGAAAUACAGGGAAGACAAGAAAAAGGCCAAGGAGAUGGGUAUUACCUACGAAGAGUUCCACCAGCGUGAGUUGGAGGAACAAGCUCGGAAAGACGCCGAAGAAGAGACCAGCAGCAGUGGAGUCUCCAGCUUCGAUAGGGAGGAAAGACCGAAGCCAGGACAGCCGGUUGAGGAAGAGGAGGAAGAACAACUGAAUUUUGAUGAGGAGGAUGUUUUCGGUGAGGCCCAGUGGCUGCGUGCCAUUGGCUUUGGUUCUCACGAUGAGGAGGACUUCGAUCGACUCUGGCGAGGGCCGAUCACUGAUGUGCUGAUGCGCAACCUGCCAGCCCCGGCUCCACCUGAUAGCAAGUGGGCCAUCGAGGCAGCUCAGCGUCGACGCGAGAUCAUCGAGCAGGCAGAGAAGAGCGGUGAGCCCUUGGAGGAUCCAGACAUGGACGAACUGCUCCAGAUCGAGAUGCUGGAGUCUGUUCAAGGCAAGUUGAAGAUCCGCGCGUUGGUGCGUCCUCAAGAUCAGAUUCAAGCCAACAACAUUGAGUCAAGGGGUAAAGAGCUCACAGAUCCCAAGGGUGCGUCCACCGAACUUGUGAAAGAGGUGGCGAAAAGUUUUAGGAGAAGUGGAUACCUGAUGCCCAAGUACGGCUUGGCUGUUAGAAUCCAAAAGCGCGCCGCGUCGAUGACGCAGUUGGCUCAAGAAGCCCAGAAAGCGACGUGA
Messenger RNA from Cladocopium goreaui, 3093 nucleotides. The record is from the annotation of a GenBank genome assembly. Lineage: Eukaryota; Dinophyceae; Suessiales; Symbiodiniaceae.